Messenger RNA from Epinephelus fuscoguttatus (brown-marbled grouper), 2757 nucleotides. RefSeq names its product pleckstrin 2 (gene plek2). Gene Ontology annotation, biological process: intracellular signal transduction; actin cytoskeleton organization. The coding region runs from base 1423 to 2493 and encodes 356 amino acids. NCBI's taxonomy places the organism in Eukaryota, Metazoa, Chordata, Actinopteri, Perciformes, Serranidae. Gene Ontology annotation, cellular component: plasma membrane. The transcript is spliced from 9 exons. The record is from RefSeq and is a predicted model, not a curated record.
GGAAGUUGCAGUCAUGUUGACAGUAUCUACUCAUUUCUGUUCUUUCAGGAGACAGAGCAGUGAAUACUGGGCCAGGGCCAGAUUUUAGAAAUAGUUUCCAAAAAACAGCCAGGAUCACCAGCCACAUUACUCUGUCCUCCUGUUGGGCACAGCUGCUACAAAGCAGGAGAGCUGUGUUCGACCACCAGCUGCUGGUUUUUCAUCAAAACGGAAUAAAAAAGACAAACUAAUCCCUCAUCUGACAGGAGGAUGUUUCCUGCUGCUUCAUCUCCAGGAUGUGAAUUCUUCAUUUAUUUAAACUGAUGGAGUGAAAACUUCUUUUGAGCUCCUGGUUUAGAGAGAUUUUACUGUUUCACUCACGCACACACUCAAGUAAACACAUACACUCUUGUACUUCUGACUUUGUGAGGGCUCCUAUUGACAUAAUGCAUUCCCUAGCCCCUUACCCUUACCCUUACCCUAACCUUAAGCUAAACCUAAUUCUAACCUGAACCAUAAAACCAAGUCUUAACCCUCAAACAAGCCUUUGAAAAACUGAGGACCAGUCAAAAUGUCCUCACUUUGCAAAAUGUCCUCACUCUGUAGCGUAAGUACAUUUUUUGGUCCACACUGUGUGGCAAGUACAAGUAUACACACAUACACACACACUGCAGCUAUAUUGCAGUUAUCUUCAGGUCAGUGAUGUAGUGGUAGUUGAUGAAAUGGGCGUACCACUAGGUCAGGCAUGUCCACAGUCUGGCCUGGGGGUCAACUGUGGCUGGCAGACAGAUUUUAAACAUCCUGUGGCUUGCUGUUCAAAGUAUACUAUAUAUGUUGGUUAAUGAAGCAUGACCACUUUGCAUUUUUUCCGUUCACCUCACAAUGGCAGGACUUUCGUACAGUUUGUAGACAUGCACCAAAUUGGAACUACACAGACAGAACUGGUGUAUCUUCAUUAACAGAUUAUGUAGCUGUAGUUUGAUAAUCUUUUCAAAAAGCUGAGGCUGAAGUUCAGGUUUUAUUUCAGAAACAAGUCCUGUCUCUCCUUUGAUGCCAGAAAAAGACUGGUUGCUGCUUUGUUUUUACUUGUUCUGGAUUAUGGUGAUUUGCUGUACACGAAUACAUCUGAACAUUGUUUGCACAUGUUAGAUACAGCAUACCAUGGUGCACUGAGAUUUGUUUGAAAUUAUAAAGCCCUGAACGCUCAGCCUCCAUGUUGCGCCUCUGAAGGAGUCAGUGCGCCCUCAUGUGAUAACUGGAAGAAACUACAGCAUUGGAUUGGCCUCCUUGAGCAAGAGGUGUGUGAGGGUGUGAGCGUGUGUGUGUGUGUGUGUGUGUGUGUGUGUGUGUGUGUGUGAACAGGGUGACACACUCCCCUCUACAUUAAAAACCUGAGCAGGCAGGAACAGACAAGGCUCAGUUGUUAAGAUCACACUGAACAGAAUGGAUACAGAGAAGAAGAACGUGAUUCUCAGAGAAGGAUUCCUGGUGAAAAGGGGUCAUCUUGUGCACAACUGGAAGGCACGCUGGUUUGUGUUGAUGCCAGACAAGCUGCUGUAUUACAAGUACGAAGGAAGCAGGAAGGACUCAUGUCAGAGAGGGAAAAUCCUUCUGAAGGACUGUGAGAUAACCUGUCCUUAUCUGGAGCAUGAAAAUCGACCGUUGGUGUUCAAGCUGCGGACAAAGAAUGGGGUGGAUCAUUUUUUGGAGGCUUGUUCCCGGGAGGAGAGAGACGACUGGGCAGAUGACAUCACUGCUGCGAUCGAAAAGCUGGGUGAAGACGGAAAGGUGACAAACCAGGAAGACCCUGCUGGAUCCCAGUUAACCAACGUUGAUCUGAGCAAGGUGUUGGACUCCAUGUAUGAUGUCCACAGUGGUAUCAAGAUGAGCACCCAUGUGGAGCAGGGCAGCACUUACAGCAACUGUUUCUCAGGUUCAGCAGUGGUGGACUGGAUGGUGUUCAUGCAGAUGACUCUGACCCGUGUGGAGGCCAUGACGUUGGCCUCAGCCCUACUGGAGGAGGGUUUCCUGCGGACGGUCGGCCUGAAGAGUGUGGAAGCUCUCCGCACCGCCGGCCUCGGUGAGCAGUUCAUGGACGACUCCACUGCACUCUACAGCUUUUCUGACAACUUAAAGAAGAGAGGCAGUGUGAAGGCAGAGACGUCGCUGUCUGCAGUGGAGCUCAGUGGGAAAGUGAUCAAGAGAGGAUAUCUGCUUAAACAGGGACACAGAAGGAAGAACUGGAAGGUGCGACUGUUUGUGCUGCGUUCAGAGCCUGCUUACCUUCACUAUUAUGACCCCACCAAGGAUGACAUCAGCCCCGCUGGCGGCUUCUCCCUGCGAGCCUGUCUGGUGUCUUCUCUGGGCGACAACGGAGUUCCCUCAGGUGUGAAAGGCAACGUUCAAGGCAACCUGUUUAAAAUCAUCACCCAGUCAGACACACAUUACUUCAUCCAGGCUCCGACCCACCAGGACAAGAUGGCGUGGAUAGAUGCGAUCAGAGAGCAGACAUAGAGCAGCGAGUUCAAACAUCACUUCCUAAAAUGUCCACGGGUUCAUUGAUCUAGAAGAAAGAUUUACACAUUCCAUGAAUGUUUACUGUAGCAACAAACUGGGAUCAUGCAAUUUAAUAGAAAGUGUUAGUGGUUUCAAAACAUUUCUGUUCAUUUGUCUCUAACGUGCCAGUGCUCUCUGCUUCAUUAUUCUGUGUUUUAAAGUUUGUACAAGGAAGAUUUGAAGGGUUUUAAAAGCCCAACAGUUGUAGCAGUUUAUCUUGUA